AUGGCUCCGACGGGAUUAAGUCUGCUGCCGGCUCUCACCUCAGGAAAAUUCUCUGAUCUGACUAUUCGCUGUGGCGAGUAUGCAUGGAAAGUUCACAAAGUAGUCCUAUGCACGCAUUGCAAGUUCUUCGACAAUGCUUGUAGCAACGGCUUCUUGGAAGCGGAAACUAGUACUAUUACUCUCAAUCAUGAUCGUCCUAUAGCCGUUACCGGAAUGCUGGAGUGGUUUUAUUCCGGAGACUACACCUACACCUACCCUGGGGACGAAAACGACGUCGCAACCGCAAACGAAAACCUGUACAAACUCUCUAACGUCCAGGUCUACAUACUCGCCGAGAAGUACGCCAUCGACAAGCUAAAGGAGCUGGCCUGGGACUACAUUCAAGAGGCCCAUUCGGACCUUACUAUUGACUCCGAAGAAGACACUGUUAAGUUCAUGGAGACGGUUUCAAUGGCCUAUGAAGACCUCCCUGAUACGGAUCAUCUGCGCCCCUUUAUCGUCGAGAUCGCUGUUGACCGUGUUAAGACCCUCUUUCGGUAUGCUCAGUUUGAAGAGUUUCUUAGGGACGGUAGUGAAUUCGCUGUCGAUAUGUUGCGGCUAUCGGUGCAAAGCGGUCAGGUAGAGCAUAGAUCCACCAUAAGCAGCGGGGACCGCCGGCCUAGGGCCUAA
This is a messenger RNA of Aplosporella prunicola CBS 121167, 669 nucleotides long. RefSeq lists its product as uncharacterized. NCBI's taxonomy places the organism in Eukaryota, Fungi, Ascomycota, Dothideomycetes, Botryosphaeriales, Aplosporellaceae. The record is from RefSeq and is a predicted model, not a curated record. Gene Ontology annotation, molecular function: protein binding. The transcript has 3 exons. The coding region runs from base 1 to 669 and encodes 222 amino acids.